AUGACCGGCCUCAAUUAUGAUCCCGAAUACUUCAAAGCUAUUGGAUCACCACCCAAAGGACCAAGGGCUGAUCCUCCAACGACGGCCCACGAACUGAGAUCUAAUAUUGAAAACACCAUUCGCAUUUUCGUCACCAACUCGCCAUACCCGUCCGGUAUCAAAGAAACCGUAUACAAAGUCAAGAGCCUCGACGGAACUGAGAUUGAAGUCACUCGCUUCGCAUGCGAGGAAACUCUUGCCUCAGAGAAACCUACGCCGGCAGUCGUCUAUUUCCACGGAGGUGGCUUCGUAGCGUGUACAGUUCCGCCCUUUGCGCCUCAAAUCGCACGUUUCGCAAACGACUCCAAGUUGCCUUACUUCGCUGUCGAUUACAGGCUGGCCCCGGAGUACCCUGCUCCAGCAGCAUUUGAAGAUGCUUGGGCGGCCAUACAGUUCGUAUCAAACUCGGCUGUAGAACUCAAUGUCGACCCUGCCCGGAUCGCAUUGUAUGGCGACAGUGCUGGUGGUGGUCUUGCUGCAGGCGCUGCUUUGAUGGCCAGAGAUCGUCAUCUUGAUCCUCCGAUAGCGAAACAAAUACUGAUUUACCCCAUGCUGGACGAUCGAUACAACCUCAAAGACGAUGACCCAUAUCUCGAGGUCUUGGCAAUGAGGCCAGCUGGAGCCAAAGUCGCAUGGGACGCUUAUCUGUCCAAGCUCCGGGAGGGUGAUGAUGCACAGGCUCUGUCUUACGCUGUUCCUGCCAGGGCUGCCACCUUAAAGGGUCUUCCAUCUACUUACAUCGACAUUGGAUCCCUGGACCUCUUUAGGGAUGAGAGUUUGAGAUAUGCUAAUAGAUUGGCUGAUGAGCAUGUUGAGGUUGAGUUCCAUCUUUGGCCAGGAUUGCCACAUGGGUUCGAUGGUCUGAGAGAGCUUAGUUGGUAUACCCGAGCUACGGAAAGUCGUGUUAGUGCUUUGAAGAGGAUGUGA
Fusarium pseudograminearum CS3096 is the source of this 966-nucleotide messenger RNA. RefSeq lists its product as uncharacterized. NCBI's taxonomy places the organism in Eukaryota, Fungi, Ascomycota, Sordariomycetes, Hypocreales, Nectriaceae. Bases 1 to 966 code for a protein of 321 amino acids. Gene Ontology annotation, molecular function: hydrolase activity. The record is from RefSeq and is a predicted model, not a curated record. The transcript has a single exon.